This is a messenger RNA of Hermetia illucens (black soldier fly), 798 nucleotides long. RefSeq lists its product as uncharacterized. The record is from RefSeq and is a predicted model, not a curated record. Bases 1 to 798 code for a protein of 265 amino acids. NCBI's taxonomy places the organism in Eukaryota, Metazoa, Arthropoda, Insecta, Diptera, Stratiomyidae. The transcript is spliced from 3 exons.
AUGGGGUUGCACCAUCGUGGAGAAAUUGCGGGACGGGCGUUUUCGAAGGAUGGUCUGAACGUCGAAGUCAAUGAUAGUGGCAGAAAAGAACCGGCAGCCACGCAGAACGGGCUUGGGGACAGAAUGUCCGCCAAGAGGAGUAAGGUGAUACUCCCUGGCGAGAUGUCCUCCGAGGAAGAGGGGAGCACGGGCCCCGAGGUCAACGAGGUUGCUUUGGGUCUGCAAAAGGAAAUUGCAGACCUGAAGUGCGAAAGAGCAGCCAUGGCACAGCAAUUGGAGUGCCAGCAGCUGCUCAUCAAGCAACUGCAGCAGAAGCUAGCGUCGCUGGAGGAGACGGUCCGCGCUGGGCCGCCAGCAGUACAGCAGCAACGGAGACACCAACAGCAGCAACAACAAGAACAGCAUCAGCAACAUCAAGAACAGCAUCAACAACAUCAAGAACAGCACCAACAGCAACAACAGGAGCAACAAGAAGCCCUCGCAAUGGACAUCGUGGGAUCGCCUGCAGCCUUCCCUGAGGUCAUCAUCGAUGAGGACCCCUUCAACUUUGUCCGGAGCCGGAAGAGUUAUAAGAAAAGCAAGACAAUGUCCCAGGAAAAAAUCAAUGCCUUUGUCGAAAAAGACUUAGCGAUGCUCCUUUUUGCUGAACCCUCUUCUAGUUAUAGUAAUGAUACUGAAUAUGAUGAUACUGAAUAUAACGAUGAUGAUAAUGAUCUUAAUGAUUUAACAGACAAAGACUACCAUUUGACCAUUUGUAACAAACUGUCUAAUAUUAGUUUCUUUAAAUUCAAAUUUUAA